GCGGAGGGCGGUGCAGCCGGCGAGGGUGACGCAGGGAAGCCGCGGCCGCGUGGGUGCGCGCGUGCUUCGGGGUGGGGCCUCGGGGCGCCGAGCGGGAGAGGGCUCCGGAGGCCGCGGCAGGCCGGUGGCUUAUUUCUGGAAUCGUUUUGCAGAACCUGGGCUUGGUUGUAGUUUAGUCGCAGGGCUGGCUGAGGGUGUUCAUGCAGACACUUCGCUGCACUCCCGACAUUUGCUUAGCUAUUAUUUUUGAGAAAUAGGAAGGACGGCAUGGCGAGUUCCUCUUUGCAGAUACUACUUGCAGAGGGCGCCUUGCGUAACGUGUGGGUUUGGAAAUGAAUCGGAAGAAGACUCAGCAGCAGCCGCAGAAGGAAGCUCUUGAGGAGCUGGGCCCGGUGAAGUAGGAGCCGGGGUAGGCCUCACUCAGGCUGUGCAGAAGGGACACCCAUUCUGGUGCUGGUCACAGAAGCAGGAACCUCAAAGGCCUGUCUACAAACCAUUUAUUCAUUUAUUCAUUGAGGUGCUUUUAGCGAAGUCUCUGCUUCUGGGCGAAUGGUGGCGAGCAAGUAAAAAAGCCUGGGUCUUGUGGCAGAUGACGAACAAGUCAUUCUACAGAAGGCGGCCGUAUGGGCAUAAUAGGGACCGGGCGGCGGGAUCUGUUCUGGGGAGGGAGGAUAGCUGUUCCUGAGGAAAGGACCUUUGAGCUGAGACCUGCAGGAUAAGUCUGGGUGGCACGGAGCAAAGUGGAGGCCAAGAGCCCAGGGGCAGCCCAGUUUCUCCAGCAGGAGGGAACAGGAUGCUUUUUGGAAAUAAAAGUGAGGCACGGUGGCUUGCACCUGAGUCCCAGCUACGCUACUCGGGAGGCCAAGGCAGUAAGAGCGCUUGAGCCCAGGGAGUUCGAGGACAGCCUGGGCCACAGAGUGCGACCUCCGUCUCUAAGAACAAACACAAACAUGGUCAGGAGGCUGUCACUCAGAGACAGGCAGAAUCAAGAGCUGGUCCUGGAGAGACCAGUGGGGCUGUGUAGACUGGGAGCUUUGGUUGUUUGCUGAGAGCAGGAAGCUGCAGGAAGAAGGCAGUGGUCCCCAGCCAGAAUACGGAGUGGCUUGGAGGUGGUCAAAGGUUUGAAGACAGCCACAGUAAAGUGGACAGAGACAAGAAAAAUAGGUACCAAACCGUGCAUCCAGGUAGUCACAGAAAGGAAAUGGGUUUAGAUUGAAGCAAUGUGGGUUAAAGUUAGACCCUGGGGAAACCUUGCAGGGGUCUGUAGGCCUGUGAAGAACUGGACUAGGUGAGAAGAAGAAGCUUUUGACCCAUGUCACUCCCUGGCCCAGAACUAUAUCCUACCCACAGGUGGGUUGAGUUCAGGACUGCUGCUUCCAGCCCCCAGCAGCAAGGUUCAAGUGAGAGCUGACUCACCUAGGGCCCCUUGUUAGAGCCUCAGAGCCAGGUGAAAAGCCACACACAGGCUGGGCGCGAUGGCUCACGCCUGUAAUCCCAGCACUUUGGGAGGCCGAGGCAGGUGGAUCACCUGAGGUCAGGAGUUCAAGACCAUCCUGGCCAACAUGGCAAAAUCCCGUCUCUACUAAAAAUACAAAAAUUAGUCCUGCCUGGUGGCACAUGCCUGUAGUCCCAGCUACUCGGGAGGCUGAGGCAGGAGAAUCGCUUGAACCCGGGAGGCGGAGGUUGCAGUGAGCCGAGAUCAUGCCACUGCACUCCAGCCUGGGUGACAGAGCGGGACUCUGUCUCCAAAAAAAGAAAAGCCACACAGGUGUGUGUGUAGGGGCAAGGGAGUUUCCUACUGUCUUCCUAGCAGAAAAUGGGGAGAAACUGUUAAAGCCAGAAUGAGGGAGGGCUGUGUGUGGCCUGGGACUGGCAACAGAAGUGUCAAGCUGCCAGGUUUCAGGCCAGUACAGAGCACGGUUCUACCUGGGUUAUGUGUUGCCGGCACUAAUGGUUAGAGACAUCUGUCACUGGUGAGGGCAGAAAUGUAUGCAGGAGUGGGUGUGGGAAGCUGGCCUCACUGGUGGGUGGGGUUGGAGACUUUGCCAGGCCUGGUCAGGAAAAGCUGCUACAAAACAGCAAAACUGCUCCUAGUGCAGCGAUCCCCAACCUUUUUGGCAACAGGGAGUAUUUUCCUGGAAGACCAUUUUUCCAUGGAGAGGGAGGGCGGGGCUGGUUUCGGGAUGGAAGUGUUCCAUCUCCCAUCAUCAGGCAUUAGUCAAACUCUCCUAAGGAGCACACAAAACCUACACUCCUGGUGUGCACAGUUCACAGGAGGGCUUCUGCUUCUGUGAGAACCAAAUGUCCCACUGAUGUGACAGGAUCAGAGCGCCAUCGCUGCUCACUUCCUGCAUGCGGCCCUGUUCCUGACAGGCCACGGACCAGUACCUGGGGUUUGGGGUCCCCCGCCCUAGGGGAUGAAAGAAGGGAAACCUGGGUCUAAUGGGUUACUGUGAUUCUCCCUGCGAUGCAGGGAAGAGACAGGACAGAGGUGGGAAGGAACAUGGUCACCAGGAGUCGGGACAGCACUCUUCCAGGUCCUUCCCCUGGGGCUGAGUAAGCACCCUGCGCGUAGCUCUUCCUGGCCGCCUGUGGGCUCUGGGAUCUAAACGGACUAUGCAGCCAUUCUCACUUUCAUUCACAGCUCGGACAGGGACAGUGUGUGUUGAGGCGGAAAGACAAAACAUGUAUGUGAGAGACUUUGUAUGAGCCGGUUCCUGAUGAAGUCCUAUCUUUCAGCCUCGUAUUUACUGCCCAGGCAGAUGGGGCUCUUUUCUUCACCCUCCCGCUUUUUUUUUUUGAGACAGAAAACUUAAUAGAAAUUUUGUUUGCAGUUCUUACAUUCUCAGUGUGAGCCAAUCUGUGACCCACCGCCCCACCCAGAAGUGGCCCAGUCCUGGUGCAGGGUAGGAAGGGAAGGGUGGAGUGAGAAGAGCCCCAUUUUUCCUCAGUGCCAGGGGGCUGGAGACACCACCCCCUUCUCCUGCCUCUGGGCUCCAGGAAGGAGUGCAGAUGGACUCUCAGGCCUAUGGUUCCUCCUCCACACCACUGUCCCCCAGGUUGGAGGGGAGUGAGAGAUACAGGGAGAGAAGGGGACAGAGGCAAGAAAAGGUGUUGAUCAAGAAAGGCAAGAACCAGGGGUGAGGGCUGACAGAGAAUCAAAGAUAAAACACUAGUAGGCCGGGCGCGGUGGCUCAUGCCUGUAAUCCCAGCACUUUCGGAAGCCAAGGCGGGCAGAUCACCUGAGGUCGGGAAUUCGAGACCAGCCUGACCAACAUGGAGAAACCCUGUCUCUACUACAAAUAUAAAAUUAGCCGGGUGUGGUGGCACAUGCCUGUAAUCCCAGCUGCUCAGGAGGCUGAGGCAGGAGAAUCGCUUGAACCUGGGAGGCAGAGAUUGCAGUGAGCCAAGAUCAUGCCACUGCACUCCAGCCUGGGCAACAAGAGCGAAACUCUGUUGGAAAAAAACAAACAGUAAAAAAAAAAAAUUGAGGGAGAGUGGGGGAGGGGAAUAUAACCAAAACCCACCCCAAAUCCAAACCAGCCUCGAAAAAAACGGUGCGGUGCCUGGAAGGGCUUGGAGGCAGGAGGAUGUGGCAGACAGAAGGACAGUGGGGGAGGUAGGGGCUGAGAUGUGGUCUUGGAGCACGGGCAGAUAAGAUCUAGGGGGUAAAGGGAGGAGGAUCUGUGUGUGAUGAGGGCAGACGGGGUUCAGAGAGGAAAACCAAGGCGGGCUGGUGAGUUGUGUGUGUGAAAAGCCUGCGGGCCCUGCACCUGGACAUGACCAGUAAGCCUGGGAAGCUAGGAGCUCGAGAGCAGGCCAAGAAAGGGACUCGGGAGGCAGCAAGGACACGUGUCGGCGUUGCCUGGUGGACACAUUGGUCAUGACGUGCCUGGGCGAAAAGCUGCCAGCAGGGAGUCCCUGAAGAGGAAGGAGAAGGAAUAUGAGCAUGAAAUGGAGCGGCUGGCACGUGAGAAGAUUGCCACGCAGCAGCGGCUGGCAGAGCUCAAGCACGAGCUGAGCCAGUGGAUGGACGUACUGGAGAUUGACCGCGUGCUGCGGCAGACGGGCCAGCCCGAGGAUGACCAGGCCUCCACCUCCACCGCCUCUGAGGGUGAGGACAACAUAGACGAGGAUAUGGAGGAGGACCGGGCGGGCCUGGGCCCACCUAAGCUGAGCCAUCGUCCCCAGCCGGAGCUGCUGAAGUCCACCCUGCCACCCCCCAGCACCACCCCUGCGCCUCUGCCUCCACACCCACACCCUCACCCCCACUCCGUGGCCCUACCUCCUGCCCACCUCCCCGUGCAGCAGCAGCAGCCACAGCAGAAGACCCCUCUGCCAGCCCCUCCUCCCCCACCGGCUGCCCCUGCCCAGACACUGGUGCCAGCUCCAGCCCAUCUGGUGGCGACGGCUGGGGGUGGCUCCACGGUCAUCGCCCACACAGCCACCACUCACGCUUCAGUCAUCCAGACUGUGAACCACGUUCUGCAGGGGCCAGGCGGCAAGCACAUCGCCCACAUCGCCCCCUCGGCCCCCAGCCCUGCGGUGCAACUGGCGCCUGCCACACCCCCCAUUGGGCACAUCACUGUGCACCCUGCCACCCUCAACCAUGUGGCCCACCUGGGCUCCCAGCUGCCCUUGUACCCGCAGCCCGUGGCAGUGAGCCACAUCGCCCACACCCUCUCGCACCAGCAAGUCAACGGCACGGCCGGCCUGGGGCCCCCGGCUACUGUCAUGGCAAAGCCGGCCGUGGGGGCUCAGGUGGUGCACCACCCCCAGCUGGUGGGCCAGACCGUGCUCAACCCUGUGACCAUGGUCACCAUGCCCUCCUUCCCAGUCAGCACACUCAAGCUGGCUUGAGGACGAGGCCACUCAGAGGCCCCCAGUGGGGACAGGGAGGGGGACCUGUCCCCCACUCUCUCACCCACCAGCUCCACACAUUCCAGCCAGGCCCAGGCCAGCCCCCCCACCCACCCCCAGGCCUCCUAGGGGAAGGGGGUGCAAAGACUCUGAGCCAAGGGAGGGAAGGGCCACCCUGCUGCACUAGGACUUGGUAAGAUGACUCUGAGAAAAUGCGAGACUCUGAUGGAAUGUGCCACCUGUCCGGCCCAGUGCCAGCUCCAGUGCCGCUCCUGCUUCCCCUCCCUACCCUCGGAAAUCAGUGCGAUGUGGACGUCACGCUCCCUGACUUCUCCCCCGCCCUGCCCCGCCUUCGUGUGCUGCUGCUGCUAUUGCUGUCUGGUGAGGUGGCCCAGGCCCCCGGCUUUCCUCCGGAGCCUCAUGUUCUCUUCCCAGGCCUUUGGAGGGGAAAUGGGGAAAGCAGAACUGAAGCCACUUGGCCCAGAAAGCUGCGGAUUGGGGUGAUAAGGGGCCUUGCUCUGAGCACAGGUGACAGAUCAUAGGAAGUGGCUGGUCUGGAGUCCCACCCGGACAGGUGGGGCCUCAGCCUGGGGCUCUCUGACCCGGUUGCAGUCACUGUGAUUCGUUACCGUAGAUACUACUUAAAAUGAUUCUCUACCAACAAUAAACCAAACCCAGCCACUGCCAAGCUUCCUGUGCCCUCACCCCAAUCCCUGCCACUGGGCUCUGGACCUCAGGAGGGCAGGCUGAGGUGGGGAAGGAGGGACUUGGCUGUCCUUCCCCUUCCCCGUCCCCUGCAGCCUGGGUCUGGAUGGGAGGAGAGCCACUGGGCCCCUGUCCCCAGUCCCCAGUCCCCAGCCCUGGGCUUGGCUCUUGGCUUCCAGAAGGCAGCAAAGAGGGGCGCUGUCCUGCGUUCAGCCCCUGAUCUCUGACCUCUGCUGAGUGCUGGGCACUGCUCCAAGGGACAGGUGGGCCUGGCGGCCUGUGGGUUUGGGUGCCUCCUGCAGUUUGGGAGACAUGGACCAGCAUCUGGUCUUGUUUCCAGGAGCAUAGAAGCCACAUCGUUGAGACAUCAGGAAGGUAAAAACCCAGCGGCUUAGCCAAGCCCUAAGCCUGUCCCCAGACCAACCCUGGGACCUAUACAGAACAGAGGGCCAGAGCUAGGGCUGCUGCUUCUGCUCCAGCCCCUUUGCCUCUGUCCUCCCAUCCCCUCAACACCCUGCUUCUCCCGGGGACGCUUUUGAGUGGGCCCUGCCCGGGGAGCUGCAGAGCAGCAGCACCUUUCUCUGAGAAGAGGUCCUUGGUUGGGUCAAGGACAGGGCUGAGCGUGGAAGGGGGAGGAGUCAGGGGCUCUGUGUUAGGAUGCGGCUUUCUCUGCCUCUGGGCAGCCUGCUUUGGCCUUUCCUUGUAUGUGGGUGUUUAUUACAAGUGGCUUUGUGUCAGACACGCUCGGCUCCCCACCUGGACACACACUCACCAGUGGCCUUUCAGUGUAGCGGGAGGAAGCCGGUGUCCCUGGAUGUGAAGCUCACACUGAUGGGCUGGGGCAGGGGCCUGGGCCGGCGAGGGGGCCGGGGGGAGGGGACAGAGCUGAGGAUUUCCUGGAGUGCCCUGCAGGCACAGAGGAGGUCAGCAAAGGUCUUGAAUAGAUUUUCUCUGGAAAUAAAGAAUCCUUAGAUGCCUAAAAAUUCCCUUCCUGUUCCCUCCUGGUCCUGGACACCUCCCAGGGGACUGUUCCUUAUUUCUCUCUCCUGGUGUGGGUAAAGGGACAGUUACAAACCAGGUCACCAUCCUCAGAGGCUGAGCCCUGUACCCACCCCAGCACAGCCACCUCCGCCAGACCCCGUGGCUCUGGGAGAGCCAGCUUUGCUAUUCCCAUUGUGACAGCGAUGGCAGGCCUGACCCACGGGGCAGUUAGAGCAGCCUCGUGGAGCUCGCCCCUCCCCUCAGCCUGCCCACCUCUCCCUGCAUCCUGAGGCCAGUGGCCCCCGGGCCUGCACAGAUACCUCAUCAUCCACCCGCUGCCCCUCCCCGUCCCUGUCCCCCAGCAUCGGGGGCCUGCAAAUCUAGUGCCGAAUGACUAUGUCCAGAUUGGUGACGAUGGGUGUUGCUGUUUUUCUUGUCGUUUGUGAACGCUGUGAUGCUGUGUGCCCAAGUGGGCAGUCACCACCCAGCCCUUCCUUGGGCGUCUCCCCCAGAGUGCUGUCGGGACCACAUCUGUCCUCACCCUGUGGGACCGCCUGGCCCUCCCUCCCUAGCCCUUCCAGCCUGGGACACACACACACACACACACACACACACACGCACGCACACGCACACAUCUUACCUCUCAUGCGUGUUUUACCUUUUGAUGUUCAGAGUGGCUCACUGGCUGGGAGUCCUUACCUCGGGGAGAGGGGGAGGUUGGUUCCUUGGGGGGCCAAAGAAGGCAGGGAAUGCCUGGAGGGUAACUGGGGGGCCACCAUGACCCCUUCUCUCUCCAGAAACAGCUGCUUCUCCCCCCAUCCCAGGGUCCCACCCCCAACCCCCAGAGGUGGCCCUUGUUUACAGUGAGGACUCGGCCACUGUGUCUCUGUUUCCUGAAAUAUAAACUGUAGCGACCCCAGACUGUAGAGAUUUUUAUGUGUUUGGAUACAUCUGCUGUGUGGAAAAAAAAAAAAACUACAAAAACCCUAAUUUUGUACAUACUGUAUUUUUACUAUUGAACUGUAUUCUAGUGGCUGUUCAUGCUCCAAGACUUUAGUUACCGAGACAUGAAUACUAUCCAUGUAAUAAGCACUUGCCUGGAAUAAAAUAUAAAACUGAAAUAAACCUGCACUGAAACCUGA
Molecule: messenger RNA, 7688 nt
Organism: Homo sapiens (human)
Lineage: Eukaryota; Metazoa; Chordata; Mammalia; Primates; Hominidae
Gene: MNT
Product: MAX network transcriptional repressor
Exons: 3
Coding region: 3955-4860 (301 amino acids)
Cellular component (GO): nucleus
Molecular function (GO): DNA-binding transcription factor activity; chromatin binding; protein dimerization activity
Source: RefSeq, a predicted model, not a curated record